This is a messenger RNA of Impatiens glandulifera, 486 nucleotides long. Its product is annotated as secreted RxLR effector protein 161-like. The record is from RefSeq and is a predicted model, not a curated record. The transcript has a single exon. Lineage: Eukaryota; Viridiplantae; Streptophyta; Magnoliopsida; Ericales; Balsaminaceae. Bases 1 to 486 code for a protein of 161 amino acids.
AUGAGUACAUCAAAGGCUCUCAAUACUCCUACAGGUGUUACUAAUCAUUUGUCUACAUUCGCACCUUAUUCUGAAGUUGAGAAGUUAUACAUGUCUCAUGUACCGUAUGCUAGUCCGGUGGGCAGUUUAAUGUAUGUCAUGGUAUGCACUAGACCUGAUAUUGCGUAUUCAGUUAAUGUUGUUAACAUGUUUAUGUCUCGACCUGGUAAGAAACACUGGCAAUCGGUAAAGAGAAUAUUUCACUAUCUGAGAGGCACAUCCGAUGUUGGUCACAUUUAUGGGAGUAAUAACCAGUGUAUCGUAAUUGGUUAUUCGAACUCAGACUAUGCUGCAGAUAUCGAUAGUAGAAGAUCAAUGACUGGUUAUGUUUACACCCUUGGUGACUCUGUGGUUAGUUGGAAGACAACAUUACAAUCGACUGUGACGUUGUCCACUACAGAGGGUGAGUAUAUGGCGCUAACAGAAGCAGCCAAGGAGGGUAUAUGA